GCUCUCUUCCCAGCACCAUCGCUAUCAGCGAGACCGCCAAACAGAGGCGAUCACAGUGUCCCUAAGGAAUCUCCAAGAACGUGAAACGUCUCGCUAGCGAUCGAUCAUGCCCGGAGGCCUCCUUUUCAUCUACUCAGAGCCGGGGUCAGCGGUUACGACCGAGGAGUUCAACGAUUGGUACGACAACGAGCACGUACCCACCCGCCUCCCCAUCCCCGGCUUCCAGACCUGGUCCCGCUGGGUCGCCGCCGACGGGAAGACCCCGGACUACGCUGCGAUCUACGACAUCGACUCCCCGACCGUCGCCUCCACCCCGCCGUACACAGACCUCGCGAAGACCCGCUCCGAGCGCGAGAAGGCACUGAUCGCGCGCGCCGCGCUGUUCGACCGGCGCACGUACGAGCUGCUCGAGCCCGUGUACGGCCCGAAGGACGGGCCCGCGUACGAUCCAGCCAAGCCGGGGCCGUUCGUGUGCGUCGCGGAGAUCGAGACGAGCCCCGAAAACGAGGAGGACUUGAACAGGUGGUACGAAGAGGAACAUAUGGCGUUGAUUGCAAAGGUCCCUGGGUGGGUGCGCACGCGCCGGUGUGUCCUCGUGAGUUCUGCGGCGAUGGGCUCGGAGGCGAAGGGCGGGAAGCCAGCGAAGUUCCUAGCGCUGCAUGAGAUGGAGGAUCUGUCGGUGCUGGAGACAUCGGAUGAGUUCAAGGCGGCGGCGGGGACUGAAUGGUCGAAGAAGGUGAUCUCGAACGCGACGGUGUUCCAUGUGCGGAUGUUCAAGGUUUUGAGGAUGUGGGAGGGACCGAAGUGACAAGUAGAAGCUAUUGCUUCAUGGGAGUUAUGGUAGAGCCACGGUUAUCGUUUUCCAUAGCCAGCGAACGUAUGCAGGGAGGG
Trametes versicolor FP-101664 SS1 is the source of this 891-nucleotide messenger RNA. RefSeq lists its product as uncharacterized. Lineage: Eukaryota; Fungi; Basidiomycota; Agaricomycetes; Polyporales; Polyporaceae. The transcript is spliced from 3 exons. The record is from RefSeq and is a predicted model, not a curated record. The coding region runs from base 107 to 808 and encodes 233 amino acids.